AUGGCGCCCAACCUGCCCAUCAAGUUUACGGAGCUGCUCCAGUUGACGAGCGUUAAUGUUGAGCAAGCAUCAAUUGGAUUCAACUCAUGUACACUCGAAUCUGACCAGUUCAUUUGUAUCCGCGAAAAGAAGAACGAAGGCGCCUCCCCAGAAGUCAUAAUCGUCGAUCUCAAAAACAAUAAUAAUGUCAUUCGCAGACCGAUCAAGGCGGAUAGUGCCAUCAUGCACUGGUCCAAACAGGUCAUUGCGUUGAAGGCACAAUCUCGUACACUCCAGAUCUUCGAUUUAGGCGUAAAAGCAAAAUUGAAGUCGGCUACAAUGAAUGAGGAUGUGGUCUUUUGGAAGUGGUUUUCGGAAACAAGCUUAGGCUUGAUCACUGAUACGGCCGUCUAUCACUGGGAUGUGUUCGACCCAAAUCAACCCUCUCCUGUAGAAGUGUUCAAGAGGAAUCAAAAUCUCUCUGGAUGCCAAAUUAUAAACUAUCGUGUCAGCGAUGAUGGAAAGUGGAUGGUGGUCGUUGGUAUUACGCAACAGCAAGGACGAGUUGUUGGUGCAAUGCAACUCUAUUCGAGGGACCGGGGCAUUAGUCAAGCUAUCGAGGGACAUGCUGCUGCGUUCGGCACACUACGACUCGAAGGAGCACCCGCUGAUACAAAGGUUUUCACAUUUGCCGUCCGCACUGCCACUGGCGCAAAGCUGCACGUUGUCGAAGUCGAUCAUCAAGCUACGAACCCAGUCUUCUCAAAGAAAGCAGUCGAUGUUUACUUUCCAGCAGAGGCAGUAAACGACUUCCCCGUGGCUAUGCAAGUUUCACAGAAGUACAGCAUCAUCUACUUAGUGACAAAGUACGGCUUCAUCCACCUUUACGACCUAGAGACUGGAACAUGCAUCUUCAUGAAUCGGAUAUCGAGCGAAACAAUAUUCAUCACUGCGCCAGAUUCUGAAUCUGCGGGUCUUGUCGGAAUCAACCGUAAAGGACAAGUGCUGUCUGUUGCUGUUGACGAAACAACUGUCAUUCCCUACCUUCUUCAAAACCCAGCAAAUUCCGGUCUUGCUGUCAAGCUUGCUUCAAGAGCUGGUUUGCCCGGUGCAGAUAACCUCUAUGCACAACAGUUCGAUCAGCUUGUGAACGCUGGAAACUACUCCGAAGCUGCGAAGAUUGCUGCCAAUUCCCCGCGUGGCUUCCUCCGAACACCUCAAACCAUCGAGCGAUUCAAGGCUUUGCCAGCCGUCCCUGGGCAACUAUCGAUCAUCCUCCAAUACUUUGGCAUGCUUCUCGACAAGGGAACCCUCAAUAAGCACGAGACCCUUGAGCUUGUUAGACCAGUUCUUGCACAACAACGGAAGCACUUGCUCGAGAAGUGGAUGAAGGAAGAGAAGCUGGAUUGUUCAGAAGAGCUGGGUGAUAUUGUUCGACCGCAUGAUCUGAACCUGGCUCUGAGCAUCUAUUUGCGCGCAAACGUUGCUCCAAAGGUUGUGGCAGCUUUUGCUGAGACUGGCCAAUUUGAGAAGAUCCUGCCUUAUGCUGCGCAAGUAGGAUAUCAACCAGACUACGUCGUGUUGCUUCAAAAUAUUGUAAGAGUGAAUCCGGAGAAGGGAUCCGAAUUUGCUACCCAGCUAGCAAACCACGAGGGCGGCCCAUUGGUCGACAUUGAGCGUGUUGUCGAUGUUUUCCAAUCACAAGGCAUGGUUCAGCCUGCUACCGCUUUCCUCCUUGAUGCUCUCAAGGACAACAGACCAGAGCAGGGUCAUUUGCAAACUCGCUUGCUGGAGAUGAAUCUCAUCAACGCUCCCCAGGUUGCAGAUGCUAUUCUUGGUAACGACAUGUUCUCUCAUUACGACAGAACUCGCAUUGCUCAACUUUGCGAGCAAGCCGGUCUUUUCCAGCGAGCAUUGGAGCACUAUGAUGACCCGGAAUCCGUCAAGCGUGUAAUGGUUAACAUUGUUGCGACUCCUAACUUCAGUCAAGAUUGGCUCACCAACUUCUUUGGCCGUCUGUCACUCGAGCAAUCUUUGGAUUGCCUCGAUGCCAUGUUGAAGUCAAACAUCCGCCAGAAUCUUGGCGCUGUUGUGCAAAUUGCGACUAAAUACUCUGAUUUACUCGGCGCCACCAGACUAAUCGACUUGUUCGAAAAAUAUGACAAGACCGGCGAGGGUCUCUUCCAUUACCUUGGGAGCAUUGUCAACCUUAGCGAAGACCAAGAUGUUAACUUCAAGUACAUCGAAGCCGCUACUAAGAUGGGCCAGUUCACAGAAGUGGAGAGGAUCUGCCGAGACAGCAAUUUCUUCAACCCCGAAAAGGUCAAGAACUUCUUGAAGGAAGCCAAGUUGACCGAACAAUUACCUCUCAUCAUCGUUUGCGACCGAUUCAAUUUCAUCCACGAUUUGGUUCUUUACCUUUACCAAAACCAGCAAUUUAAGUCGAUCGAGGUUUACGUUCAGCGUGUAAACCCAGCACGAACUCCCGCUGUGGUUGGUGGAUUGCUUGACGUUGAUUGUGACGAGUCGAUCAUCAAAAACCUCCUCCAGACAGUCAACCCUGCGUCUGUUCCAAUCGAUGAGCUUGUUUCCGAGGUUGAGUCAAGGAACCGCUUGAAGUUGCUAUUGCCAUUCCUGGAGGCCACUCUUGCAGCAGGCAACCAGCAACAGGCUGUGUUCAACGCUCUCGCCAAGAUCUACAUUGAUUCAAACAAUAAUCCCGAGAAAUUCUUGAAGGACAACGAUCAGUACGAUACAUUGCAGAUCGGGAAGUAUUGCGAGAAGCGUGACCCCAACCUUGCAUAUAUCGCGUAUCGGAAGGGUCAGAACGAUCUCGAGUUGGUCAGCAUCACAAAUGAGAACUCUAUGUUCAAGGCUCAAUCUCGAUACCUGCUUGAGCGGGCGGACCGUGAACUGUGGUCUUUCGUUCUCAGCCCGAACAACAUCCAUCGCCGAUCGGUCAUUGACCAAGUCAUCUCCACGGCUGUCCCAGAAUCUACAGAGCCCGACAAGGUCUCUGUGGCUGUUGCCUCUUUCCUUCAGGCCGAUUUACCUGUAGAGUUGAUCGAGCUUCUCGAAAAGAUUGUCCUUGAGCCAUCCCCAUUCAGUGAUAAUGAGAGUCUUCAGAACCUUCUUAUCCUCACUGCUACAAAGGCCGAUAAGGCACGUGUUAUGGACUAUAUCCACAGACUCGAUGCUUAUAACGCGCCCGAUGUUGCUCAAAUCUGUAUUGAUGUCGGUCUUUCUGAAGAAGCUUUCGAGGUCUUCAAGAAAAUCGACGACCACAAGAGCGCAGUCAAUGUCCUUGUUGAGCAUGUUGUCAGCAUAGACCGUGCACAGGAGUACGCUGAGCGAGUCGAGCUUCCGGAGGUCUGGAGCAGAGUUGCUAAGGCUCAACUAGACGGCCUUCGGGUCAGUGAUGGUAUUGCUUCCUACAUCCGCGCCGAGGACCCCAGCAACUAUAACGAGGUUAUUGAAAUUGCCACCCACGCUGGCAAGGACGAGGAUCUCAUCAAGUUCCUUCGGAUGGCCCGGAAGACACUCCGCGAGCCUCCCAUCGAUACUGCUUUGGCUUUUGCCUAUGCUCGCACCGAUCAACUGAGCGAACUGGAAGACUUCUUGAGAGGCACAAAUGUUGCUGACAUUGAGGAGUCCGGUGAUAAGGCUUACGCUGAAGGCUACCACCAAGCUGCAAAGAUCUUCUUCAGCAGCAUCUCCAACUGGGCUAAGCUUGCCACGACCCUUGUACACCUUGGUGAAUACCAGGCAGCCGUCGAGUGUGCACGAAAAGCCAACAACAUCAAGGUCUGGAAGCAAGUCAAUGCCGCUUGUGUUGAAAAGAAGGAAUUCCGCCUCGCUCAAAUCUGUGGUUUGAACUUGAUCGUUGACGCUGAGGAGUUGCAAGACCUGGUCAAGCAAUAUGAGCGCAACGGUUACUUCGAUGAGCUCAUCUCCCUCCUUGAGCAAGGUCUUGGUCUCGAAAGAAACCACAUGGGUAUGUUCACCGAGCUUGGUAUUGCACUGUCGAAAUACCAUCCCGAGCGUGUGAUGGAGCACUUGAAGCUUUUCUGGACUCGUAUAAACAUACCUAAGCAAAUCCGAGCAUGCGAAGAGGCUCAUCUAUGGCCUGAGUUGAUCUUGCUUUACUGCCAUUACGAUGAGUGGGACAAUGCAGCACUCGCUAUGAUGGAACGUUCUGCCGAUGCUUGGGAGCAUCACUCGUUCAAGGACAUUGUUGUGAAAGUUGCGAACUUGGAAAUCUACUACCGUGCCCUCAACUUCUACCUGGAACAACAGCCAUCACUCAUUACCGACCUUCUCCAGGCGUUGACACCCAGAAUCGACGUCAAUCGAGUUGUUAAGAUGUUUGAGAAGUCGGAUAACAUCCCUCUGAUCAAGCCCUUCCUUCUCAAUGUUCAAACUCAGAACAAGAAGACGGUUAACAGUGCUAUCAACGAUCUGUUGAUCGAAGAAGAGGAUUACAAGACUCUGCGUGACUCGGUGGAGAACUACGAUAACUAUGAUCCAGUGGAGCUUGCUCAGCGAUUGGAGCGCCACGACUUAGUCUUCUUCCGCCAGAUCGCUGCCAACAUCUACCGCAAGAACAAGCGCUGGGAGAAAUCCAUUGCUCUUUCAAAGCAGGACAAGCUGUUCAAGGAUGCAAUCGAAACCGCAGCAAUGUCGGGCAAGUCAGAGGUUGUUGAGGAACUGCUUAGAUACUUUGUUGAUAUCGGCAGCCGCGAAUGCUAUGUUGGAAUGUUAUAUGCUUGCUACGAUCUCAUCCCUCUCCACUUGGUCAUGGAGAUCUCAUGGCGCCACGGUCUGACUGAUUUCACCAUGCCAUUCAUGAUCAACUACCUCGCCCAGCAGGGGUCUACGAUCGAAAUGUUGAAGAAGGAUAAUGAGGAACGCAAAUCGCGGGAGAAGUCGCAGGAGAAGGAGGAGAACAGUACUCCCAUUCUUGGCGGAAACCGACUCAUGAUUACUUCGGGACCUGGCGGACGCACAUCUCCAGCUCAGUUUGGACAGACCAAUGGAUUUGCGCCUCAGCCAACGGGGUAUUCGGGUGGUUUCUGA
Molecule: messenger RNA, 5055 nt
Organism: Lachnellula hyalina
Lineage: Eukaryota; Fungi; Ascomycota; Leotiomycetes; Helotiales; Lachnaceae
Gene: chc1
Product: putative clathrin heavy chain
Exons: 9
Coding region: 1-5055 (1684 amino acids)
Biological process (GO): intracellular protein transport; receptor-mediated endocytosis; Golgi to endosome transport
Cellular component (GO): clathrin complex; clathrin coat of coated pit; actin cortical patch
Molecular function (GO): clathrin light chain binding; structural molecule activity
Source: RefSeq, a predicted model, not a curated record